AUGGAAGAUCGAAUCAGCGCCUUACCGGACGAAAUCCACCGCUACAUCCUCUCAUUUCUGCCAACCAAAUUCGCAUUCACCACCACAGUCAUCUCCAAGCGGUGGAACUCAAUCUGCAACUCCCUCAUCGUGCUCCACUUCGACGACAAAGCUGAAGACGAAGAAGAGGCCUACAUCCGCUUCCGCCGCUUCGUCGACAAGGUUCUCCUUUCCCCGCUCGUCCAGCACCACCCGAUCGAGACGCUCUCCAUCGUCUCUAACUCUCAGCUCUGCCAAUACCGAAGCCGGUUCAACACAGACGAGUGGAUCGAAGCUGCAAAACGACGUGGCGUUAAGAAUCUCCAGCUGUCGUCAAUACAUCUUAACUUGCGCUUGUUGCCCGGUAUUUUCACCUCCUUCAAAACCCUCGUGGUUCUGAAGCUGAGUGAGAUAAUCAUUGAAUAUGGUUCUGUUGGUCCUGUUGAUUUUCCCUCACUCACAACCCUUCAUUUGAUUAACGUUUUGUUUCGUCAAAGGGAUGAUGUGAUGAAAAUUCUUAAUGGGUGUCCCAUUGUUGAGGAUUUGUAUGUUACAGCUCCCUGUUUUGAACUAGGCUACCCUACAGGGUUUAAACCCAUGCCCCAGGUUGUGAAAGCACAUAUCAACGCUUUUAAUGUUCCUUUCAAUGCAAUUCCUAAUGUAGAGUCUCUACACAUUGAGGAGCUAUCUGUAAGGGAUAGUGGCUGGUGUCAUCGUUUGCUUCUUUGGAGUUAG
Molecule: messenger RNA, 753 nt
Organism: Lotus japonicus
Lineage: Eukaryota; Viridiplantae; Streptophyta; Magnoliopsida; Fabales; Fabaceae
Product: F-box protein At4g09920-like
Exons: 2
Coding region: 1-753 (250 amino acids)
Molecular function (GO): protein binding
Source: RefSeq, a predicted model, not a curated record